AUGAAAGCCAAGCCUCAAGAGAGAGAAUCUCAAGAAAUCGGGUCGUGUUUGUUUCACUUUAUAAAGAACUUGCCAGAACAUAUCACCAAAAUUGUGGCGUACAGUGACGCAUGCGGCAGUCAAAAUAAAAAUAAGAAUAUUUCAAAAUUGUUUAUGCACAUAGUGCAUACAACACAUAUUGAACGUAUUGACCAUACAUUUUGUGAAUCCGGACAUUCUUACAUGGAAUGCGAUAGAAGUUUCGCUCUAAUUAAAAAAGUACAUAAAAUGGAUGAUUUUCUGUCUUUUAAAAGCUUGAAUGAGUUUGUCAAAGACCCCAAGAAAGACACCGAAAAUCAGGUAAUUAAGUGGAGACAGACAAAGUGGUUUUCAUACAGAAAAAAUACAACAUACCAGUUUUUCUUUAAAUCUACCCUUCAAGAGGAGUUUCCUUUUUUUACAUCAGAAAAGUGUACCAAACAUGUUGGGCGUCCUUCUCGUAAUAUUACAUUGGAACCACGCAACAAGCAGUUUUGUAAAAUAAAGUACCAAAAGUGGGAAAAUUUGCAACAACUCUUGGAUUUUAUUCCUCCUAUCUUUCAUGAAUUUUAUACAGGAUUGCCACAUGAAGAGAAAGUUGGCCGAAAUAAAAAAAUCCAAAUCGCUCCCUCUCCCUCUGCUUCUACUUCCCUGGCAACGCCUGAAAAACAAGAAGAUGAUGGUUUAGUAUCCGACUAUGAUUAA
This is a messenger RNA of Psylliodes chrysocephalus, 723 nucleotides long. The record is from the annotation of a GenBank genome assembly. Lineage: Eukaryota; Metazoa; Arthropoda; Insecta; Coleoptera; Chrysomelidae.